AAAACGAAUUUUUUUUUUUCGUCUCCCCUCCUCCAACGAGCGAGAAAAAAAAAAAAAAGAAGGAACCGUUGGGGAAACAUCGUGUUGGCAGCAAAACGACGAGUGUGAACGUGAUUGUUUUGCGUAUGGUUUUAUUGUUUCUUGUUGUGUUGUGUUACAUUUUAACGUUGGAGUGUGUGUCGAUCGCCAAAUUUUGAAUCCAUGGCGUCGGGUGGCCAUCCUCAUCCUACAAUGACGAUGCAUCCAUCCUACAGUGGAGAAGAGGCCAGCAGCAGCAGUAGCCCAUUAGCCGUUUGGACGGCCCAGGUGCCCGCCCUGAGUGCCAAUGGCAUCAAUGGAUCCGAUUUGUGCUGGCAAAUGGUCGAAAGCGGCCAACAGGCCGUUCAGCUGCAAAGGAGACGAAACAGUCAGAAGCUGUUCCACUUGGGUCGAACACUCUUGUUGAAACAUCUGCCACGCGAUGUCAACGAACACGAAAUCAGGGACAUGCUGAACGCCCGGGGACUCAAGUCGUCGAGCGUGACGUUAUCGCCGUGCGGAUCGGGGCCCAACUGGGCGAGGGCCGCUCCACUGGCCGCUGAAAGUCAUGCGGAUUUCUGGGAAGAAUGGAAGCAAUUGUGCCUGCGCGACAAACUGGACGCCUGCACUAUUCGCGGUCACAAGGUCUCGCUUUGUCCGUCACCCUCGGAAAACCUGCUCUGCGUCGCCCGUCUACCGCGCGACCUCCUCGACGACGAGUUUAAAGAGCUCGUCUCAUCUUAUGGUCCAGUUCGCCGUUGUUUCCUUCUUUACAGCGACAAAACCGGCGAGAGCAAAGGCUACGGAUUUGUCGAGUAUCAGAGCAGAGAUUGCGGCCAACGCGCGCGCUCGCAGCUGGACGGGAAAUUGUACGAGGGCCAGGCAUUAGCCUGCGACUGGCUCGACUCUUCCAUCGUCACGCUGGCCGGUCUCCACUCUAAACUGCUCUACGUCGAUUGCCUCCCGGACGGAUUCAGAGACAUGAGCCAAUUUAGGACGCUCUUUUCUCAAGUGGCCAAUCCGCCCUACUGCCAGAUUGCGCUGAAAGGUGGCGCCCCUCAAGAUUGGGGUCUGGUCGAGUUCUCGCAAGCCCAAGAGGCUGAGGACACACUGCGCGUUUUGGAUGGGAAACUCUUUCAUAACUCACCCAUCAGGGUGGCUUUCUUUAUACCGGGCGUUAGAGCCAUCAACAUAUACAUGAAACUUCUGAACGACACGUGUCAGAAUAAGGGAAAAGCUGCUCUACUACCCGAGCCACCCAGCGAUACAGUCUUCCAUCAGUUACAAAACCUGACCAAACAGAAUCCAGCUUUUGUUCACAGUCUGCAGAAUAUCAUUUUAACGCAAAUUCAGCAUCUAAACAACCCGGCCAACAGCACAGGAAACUCCAACAAUUGCCCGGGGGCAAGCUCGGCGGGAACGCAUAAUGGCGCCCAGAGGGCUCAGUCUGGUCACCAGCAAUCUGGCCAUCAACAGCAAGCCAGUAAUGCUUCUCUAGCAGCAAGUGCCCAAGCGGCGCUGUCCAUGUUACUAGCGGCCCAGCAAACUACGCAGCCGAGUCCGGCUGGCAGUACUAGUAGCAAUGGUAGUCGUAGCAACCUUAGUCACGUUAGUCCUCCUCCACCUCCUCCUCAACUGCAACAGGGACCACCUUCGUGUUCCCAACCGCCACCAGCUGCUGGCGGUGGUAGUAGCAGCAGCCGAAUGAUUCAGUCGCAGUAUGGCAACGGUUAUCGACCAGCAACUGGCCAAGCCCAUCAACAGCAACAGCAGACAUUCCCUUGUGGAUUGAUGGAAGCGCCGCCAUUGAAUAUUAACGUACCGCCACCACCUUUCCUUUAUCAUCGACCACCAGAACCCACUCGACCUCUACCUCCACCGCCUCCACCACCUCCUCCUCCUAUGCAGAUGCAGGAACCUGCGGCUGUCAACAACUUGCAACAAACGCUGUCGGCCCUCCUGGGUACGCUCAGUACGGCGGUACAGUCGCUCUCGCCUAACUCCAGUGUACCUCCCCUGACUCAACAACAAACGGCGGCUGGGGCUUUGCUCGGUCUCCUCCUCCAAAUGGUUCAACAGCCCAACAACUCUCCAUUACAGCAACAACAGCAGCAGCCGUCGCCGCUGGCUCCGCUGAGCCUGGCGACCCUGAAUCACGACACGAACGUAUCGUACAGCAACCUCGGCGGCCUGCUGACGACAGCGCCACCUGGCGGUCCUUAUGCGAACUACCUUCCACCUCCGUCACUCAACCACAGCCCAUCAUCGUCCUCUUGUCAAUCGUCGCUAUCGUCGACGUCUUCUUUGGGCGCUUCCACGAAUGUCGGUACGUGGAACCAUAUUCUAGGGCAAGUUCGUUCUCUAGGAAGUGGAGGUCCGAGUUCGUUGGGUUCGGCCGGUUCCAGGGGAUCGUCCCCCACUUCGUCUUCGAGUCCGAGCACAAGCCCAGCUCGUGGUACGGCUAUUUGCGUGGGCAACAAUAACAACAAUAACAAUUUCGCGACGCCCGUUCAACAGCAGGGCACUAAACGGAAAUAUAAUAAUCACGUUUUACCAUCGCCAGAGCCUUCUCCGGAGGCCGGAUAUAUCGGCCAACAUUCUCAAGGCCUCGGCGGACACUAUGCUGACUCUUAUUUCAAAAGAAAGAAGCGCAACUAAUUCUUUUUUAUUUUGUCAAAUACCAACCGUUGAUGACCAUUUAUUUGGCAUUUUUAAUCUCUCCAUUUUGAUGAUCUUCAAUUUGAACCCUCUUUGAAUGUUUUUAACGUUAUUAUUUUACGUGCGCGAUUUUUUUUUUUUUUUUUUUUUUUAAAGGAAAUCACUUCAUUUUUUUUUCCCUUUUUUAAGACGGGGCCUUAUAAAACCUUGUGUGAACAUAGUGAUUGUAAAAGGGAGGAAGACUUCGCUCUAUUCAACUGUAGGAGGUAAUUAAACGAGGCUCUUUUUUAAAUCCAGAAUGCAGUUUACCGCCCACCCCUAUUUUUAAAUUAUUUAAGAAGAA
This is a messenger RNA of Daphnia carinata, 3019 nucleotides long. Its product is annotated as ribonucleoprotein PTB-binding 1-like. The transcript is spliced from 6 exons. The record is from RefSeq and is a predicted model, not a curated record. Gene Ontology annotation, cellular component: cytosol. NCBI's taxonomy places the organism in Eukaryota, Metazoa, Arthropoda, Branchiopoda, Diplostraca, Daphniidae. Bases 202 to 2676 code for a protein of 824 amino acids. Gene Ontology annotation, molecular function: mRNA binding.